Messenger RNA from Misgurnus anguillicaudatus (oriental weatherfish), 3503 nucleotides. Its product is annotated as peptidase inhibitor 16. Gene Ontology annotation, cellular component: extracellular region. Lineage: Eukaryota; Metazoa; Chordata; Actinopteri; Cypriniformes; Cobitidae. The record is from RefSeq and is a predicted model, not a curated record.
CAGAUUACAGAUUCAUCUCUCAUGUUCUCUUUCUUUCUCUCUAUCACACAUACAAAGUAAAUAGCGGUAAGAAUUCUGGGCAAGUCAUAAGACAAGACCACAGACAACUUAAGAAGAAUUUAACCAUUGACCAUUAGCUUCUAAAAGGGGAAACUGUCAAGCAGACAGCAUGCACCUAAACGCGGCCCUCCGGAAUGCCGGGCUCUGGAUCCUUCUCAGUUUAGCGUCCGGUCAUCUGACUGAACAGCAGGCAUCACACAUUGUGGACAUUCAUAAUGACCUCCGCUCGCAGGUUCAGCCCAGCGCUGCCUUCAUGCAGAAAGUGGUGUGGAAUGAAACAGUGCGUCUGGUGGCAGAAUCAUAUGCAGCAAAAUGUAUCUUCAAAGACAACCCUGAACUCCCGAACCUCAAAAUGGUAGAAAACCUCUCUGUAACAACUGAACCAUUGAAUAUAACCGAAGAAAUGUUGAAGUGGUUUGAAGAAAAUCGCAAUUAUGACUUUGAUCGUAACUCUUGUAAUGAAGAUACAUUUUGUCGAAAUUACAUUCAGAUGGUGUGGGCGAACAGCACACAAAUCGGAUGUGCUGCUCAUUUAUGUCAAACCAUUAAGGGUCUGGAUUUAAAGAAUGCUACGCUGCUUGUCUGCAAUUACUACCCGCGAGGAAAUUAUGAAGGACAGAAACCAUACGAGCAAGGAAAGUCUUGUUCAAAGUGUCCAGAGGAACUGCCAUUGUGUGAGGCGAACAUCUGUGUGAAACUUUUUCCAUCUGAAGAAAACACAACAGAGGAAACAAAGAGAGGGAAAUCCACAACGAGUAGAUCAGAGGUGGAGAGAAGUUCAGCUCCUCUGCUGAUGGGUGUUUGGAUAUUGGCAGCUCUCAUUCUGUGAUAAAAGUCCUAUCCAAUAUUGGUGGAUAUUGGUAGUUUUUAAGAGUGUUAGUCCUUCAAUAUGUAUUAUUUUUGUGGUUUUGAAAUUCAUGCCUGAAUUACAACUUUUUUAAUGGUUUAUGAUCAGGGUUUAAUUGCUACUUUUUUUUAUUUAACAGCAGCAUACAGUAUUUUGUGUAGUGAAAUGUUUUUAAAGGCAUAGUUCGGCCAAAAAUGAUAUUAAACCCAUAAUUUACUCACCCCGAAGCCGUCCGAGAUGCAUAUGUCCAUAAUUUUUCAGACUAACACAUUUUCAGUUAUUUUAGAAAAUGUUUUAGAUCUUUCAGUUAAUAAAAUGUGAAGUUAUGGGGUCCACGUCCUUCAAGUCCAAAAAAAUUUUAUGUAUUCUUCACAAAAUAAAUCCAAACGGCUCCACGAUGAUAAACAAAGGCCUUCUGAGGGUAAUCUGUGCCGUUUUGUUGUAGAAAUAUCCACAUUUAAACUUUAUAAAUGAAAAUAACUUCUCUGCUGCUGCUCUGUGCCCCGCCCUCCGAAUUUGUUAUACGUCACUAAGAAAAAAUGCGUACACUAUGCUAAUACUCUCUCCUGAAUACAGAGGAGUCUAAGCUGGCGGCGCUACCGUAAGGUAGUUAUUUACGUUUAUACAGUUUUAAAUAUGGAUAUUUCUACAACAACACCGCACCUAUUACCCUUUAGAAGACCUUUGUUCAUCAUCCUGGAGCCGUUUGGAUUUCUUUGGGGAAGGAUAGAUGCACAUUUUUUGGACCUGAAGGACGUGGACCCCAUGACUUUACUGUUUAGCAGCUGAAAGAUAUUAGCCUGACUACGUCAGACUUCGUACUUCCGCUAAAUUUCAUUACGCUUCUGUACUCAGUCUGAGAUACCUCCCAUUCAAACCGUUUUCCUCCGGUCUCAAAACGGCCGUCCAAUCAACGAACAGAGGGCGGGCUGAGAGCCGUGACGUAGACGCUAAACGCCGAAUCACGGUUGUAGUUUGUUGUGGACAUGGAGACACACAAAGCUAUUUGCUCUGUUGUGGAGAACCGGCACUUGCCAACGAGAAACUGUGUGCAGCACAGCUUGACGUGCACAACGAUUGAGAAAUCAUGGAAGGGAAUUAUAUUGUUCACAGUUAAUGGUGGAGGACGCGUGGGCAAGCAUUCUUUGGUGACAUUCCUGAUUAACCAGAAAAUAAGGUAGGAAGAUUUAAUUUACAUAUGGUUAUGGUUGUCUGGCGGAAGAGUUUGAGAGGAGAGAGGGGCGUUCCUCCCGUUAGACGUGAGUGGAAAGCCACCGUAAGGAUAGUGUUCAACUAGCUCUGGCACGAUUUACUUAACAUAAUCUGCAAAAGUCGUUCAUAGCCAUGUUAACUCUGGUAUUUCGCUCGAUGGGUUUGUUUUCACAUCAUACGUGUAUUUUACAGCAGAGAUUCGAUGCGGCUGAUCCGGCGCAUAAAGCACAUCAUAUCCAAAUGUUAUGUGUGAUUGGCUUACUUUUAGACCAAUGAUUUUAUACUUCAGACAAGCCCCUCCCACGAGAAGGAAAACGAUUGUCAAUUAUGCCCAGCCAGACUCUGUCUAUGAAGCGAAGCAAAAUAGCAGAGGAUGGUAUUACCAGGCUAGAAAGAUAUAAGACAUUUUCUAAAAUUGAAAAUUUGUUUGUCUGAAAAAUGCAUCUCGGACAGCUUCGCGGUGAGUAAAUCAUGGGUUUAAUAUCAUUUUUGGCCGAACUAUCCCUUUAAGAGAAUCAUAAGCACUUAGAUCAACUUCAGAUCUGUUCAUCUCAAUAUCAGUCUUCUUAGGUUUACAGUAAAGGCAGAUAAUUUUGCCUCAUUAUUUUAUAUUAUAUUAUAUUAAAUGUGUAGCCUAUUAUUUGUUGUGGAGCGUCUGACACAGCAGUCAUAAUGUGUUUGCAUGACAAUCAUGCCUUUUAACAGAUUUGCAGACAAGCAUUAAAAUCAUAACUUGAAACAUUUAUUACAUUUGUAGUCUAUAGUAAGAUACCCGAGUGUGUGACUAUAUCAUAUAUGUACUGUAUGUUUAUCAUAUCAUUAACAAUAUAUUGUGUUCUUACAGUAAAUUCCAAAUUACUUAAGGAAUAAAAUGGAAAGGAACUGGAACUAAAAUUAACUAAAUGAACUUUAAUAAGAGAUUUUUAUUUAUUAUAAUUAUUACAUCCCCUUCCUUAAGUCAGGGAUUUUCAAACAUUAUGAUGGCAGGGACCCCCACAUAUAAUGAACCUAGAGUGAGAGACCCCCCCAUGUCAUAUCCAUCUUUUUAAUAUAGAAACAUUUAAACUGCUUUAGAUGAAUAGUUAUUCUGAUAUUAUAAGGAGAGCAAUUUGUUUUUUAUAAAUUUAAAUAAUUGGCAAAACAGACUUUCACAAUUUUUACUUUUGUCUCUUUUCUCAAAUUUUCCUUUUUCUCUUGAAAAUUUGGGGACCCCUUAGAACCAUUUUGGGGACCCGUGGGGUCAUAUUUUUGCACUGAUCGUCAAUAACAAUUAUUGAUCAUUAAUAAUAAUUAUUAUUAGCAAUAUUAACGCUAUUAAAAGUUACUGCAAUGACAACAGAUGGCACUAGAUGGCAGUAUAACUCAAUAAACAUAUUGAUCUUAA